This is a messenger RNA of Colletotrichum chrysophilum, 1179 nucleotides long. RefSeq lists its product as uncharacterized. Gene Ontology annotation, molecular function: calcium/calmodulin-dependent protein kinase activity; ATP binding. The record is from RefSeq and is a predicted model, not a curated record. The coding region runs from base 1 to 1179 and encodes 392 amino acids. The transcript has 5 exons. Gene Ontology annotation, biological process: protein phosphorylation; cellular response to oxidative stress. NCBI's taxonomy places the organism in Eukaryota, Fungi, Ascomycota, Sordariomycetes, Glomerellales, Glomerellaceae.
AUGCUCAGUAGACUUCAGGGUCAGCCUGAAAGCUAUGAUAAGAAGGCGAAAUAUCGCUUCGGCCGCACCCUUGGUGCCGGUACCUACGGUAUCGUCCGUGAGGCAGACGGUCCCACCGGCAAGUGCGCCGUCAAGAUCAUCUUGAAGAAGAACGUCAAGGGCAAUGAGAGAAUGGUGUACGAUGAGCUCGACAUGCUCCAGCGUCUCAAGCACCCCCACAUCGUCAAGUUUGUCGACUGGUUCGAGUCGCGUGACAAGUACUACAUCGUAACCGAAUUGGCUACUGGCGGAGAGCUUUUCGACCGUAUUUGCGAGCAGGGAAAGUUCACGGAAAAGGAUGCGUCGCAGACCAUCAAACAGGUCCUUGAGGCCGUCAACUAUCUGCACCAGAACAACGUCGUUCACAGAGACUUGAAACCUGAGAACCUGCUUUACCUGACCAGAGACAUUGAGUCCGAUCUCGUUCUUGCCGAUUUCGGCAUCGCUAAGAUGCUCGACCGCAAGGACGAAGUCCUCACGACAAUGGCUGGCUCCUUCGGCUACGCCGCCCCCGAAGUCAUGCUGAAGAAGGGUCAUGGCAAGCCCGUCGAUAUGUGGUCUAUGGGUGUCAUCACAUACACCCUUCUCUGCGGUUACUCGCCGUUCAGGUCUGAGAACCUCCAGGACCUCAUCGACGAAUGCAGCAACGCCCAAGUGGUCUUCCACGAGCGAUACUGGAAAGACGUGAGUGAUGAUGCCAAGGAUUUCAUCCUGCAUCUGCUGCAGCCCGAGCCAGUGAAGCGUUGGUCCAGUGAGGAGGCUCUGCGUCACCCCUGGCUCAGCGGAGAGAACGCCACCGACCACAACUUGCUGCCUGAGAUCAAGGCUUACAUGGCCAAGGCCAGGCUUCGUCGUGGUGUCGAGAUGGUCAAGCUCGCGAACAGGAUUGAGUUGCUCAAGACUCAGGAAGACGACAAGGAUGACUCUGAUUUCCCGGUCGACGCCGUCAGCGCCGCUGAUCAGGCCAAGGGUCACCACACAGAAGGCGGCGACAAGCGCAACUUGUCCAGGACAAUCAAGACUGCCAUUUUCCGUGAGGUUGUCUUGGCCAAGGUCCGCGAGAUGAAGCAGCAGCAGGAUACCCUCAAGGUGAAGGAGGAGGCGGAGAAGGAGCACAGGAGACGCAGUUUCCAGGGUUAA